This is a messenger RNA of Rotaria sordida, 1257 nucleotides long. Lineage: Eukaryota; Metazoa; Rotifera; Eurotatoria; Philodinida; Philodinidae. The record is from the annotation of a GenBank genome assembly.
AUGUCGUGUGAAAGAUUCUCUAAUACUUAUCUCGGUGAAGUUUUUUUAUGUCCAUUUUGUGAUGAAUAUCUUCCAACAUCAGAUCAUAUGCGUGCUCAUUUGGUGGUAUGUGGCAGUAAAACGAAUGAAUGUCCUUUCUGCAAUAAAUAUAUCCUACGAACGAUCUUAGCUUAUCAUGUAAAUCAUAAUUGCCAUAAUCCAAAUCUAUUUGAAGAGGAAAGAGAAACAAGUGCACAUAUUCAUCAUUCAAAUAGUCAUAUCAAUUCCACCAGUCAACACACACCUGAUAUAGAUGCUUCUUCAGAUCGAGUGGAAUCAAAGACUCUGAAGAAAUUUCAACCUUUACUUGAGACAGCAGCGCACGUACAGGAAACUUUAGCUGAAUAUUAUUAUCAACCUGAAGUAAAUCAUGUCGCAGAAAAAGUUCAAUUUAAUAUUAUUAUAAUGGGUUCACCGCGUGUGGGUAAAAGUGCCCUUAUUAAUGCAUUAUGCAAUGGGAAGAAUCGAGCAGAAACCAGUUCGAGUCUUAAUUCAUGUACUAAAGAAGUUACAUGUUAUGUUUUGGAGGACAAUCAACAACAAACUCCAAACGUAAAACCAUUUAAAAUCAAUUUUUACGACACACCUGGUAUUGAAUCAUGGAAAGAUGGGUUUGGACACGACACUAUGAUAAAAAUUAUCGAAGAAACAAAUCCACUCUGCUUUAUUUUUUGUGCAUCACCAGGAACAUUUGCUGAUUUAAAGCAACUUAGACCAGUACUCCUCUAUUGUAAAACAAACGGUAUCUUUUGUGCUCUUGUUUGUACGAAUAUGUGGUCUGGAAAUAGUCGCCAUAUGGUCAUUAAUGAAUUUGAAAAACAACUUCAGUUCUUCGGUAACAAAAUUGAAAAGUUUUCUGAACAGUCGGAUUCUUCAAAUCCUCAUAAACUUACUUGUUUUGGCAAAGGCGCUCUUUGUACUAUGGUCAAUUCUGUUGAAUAUUACGAUCCAGAUUUUUCCGAUCAACGAAAACCUGUACAAGGUAUCGAUGAACUCAUCCAUGGUAUAAUGGAAGCUCUCGAUCACGAAAAACUACUUGGUUGGUGUUAUGCUGUACUCUAUCGACGUACUUAUUGGGAAAAGAUUAGUCAACAAAUUAGUGGUUUCUUCUCGAUGCGUUUGAAGAAUUUAUAUCAACUAUUAGUUCCAUCACCCGACAAAACUGCGACAAAUUUUCUAACUUAUUUAAAUGAAUUGAUUUUUCGAAAAACAAAUUAA